Molecule: messenger RNA, 2297 nt
Organism: Microdochium trichocladiopsis
Lineage: Eukaryota; Fungi; Ascomycota; Sordariomycetes; Xylariales; Microdochiaceae
Exons: 2
Coding region: 411-2192 (593 amino acids)
Source: RefSeq, a predicted model, not a curated record
CCGGCCCUCCAAGACUGAGGCGGCCGCAACCUAGCAGGCAUACUGGAAACACUUCAAUCAUGCCAUGUCCACACCGGACGGCUGGGUGCCAUCUUUCCUCCUCCUCCUCCUCCACUGCGCGCAAGACCUGUUGACGGCUCCCUACCAGCGUCGCCUACUUUGUUUCUGUUUACUUCUCUUCACAAUCCCGCCGAGUCGUCCCUGGAGGAUGCUCGACGUUUUAUUGUACUAAUUGGCUUUUCUUUCUAUUCGUCGCUCGCUUACCACCAUUCUAUUCUUCACGCCGCUUCACGAACAAACGGUCGUCGCUUUCUACUUUGACUGUCCCUACUUGGACUCAAGCGGCUGGUGUCUCACGCGGGCUCCGCAACCCUCGGCGGCGGUCAGCAGGACAAGGAAGGGCAGGCCUGAUGAUUCUGGAUUAUGUUGGCAACAGCGGUAUCGCGGUUGAGCGGAGAGGUCUUGCCAGUUCAGCACCGUACAUUGUUAAGCACUCGAUCAAUACCACGGCCGUAACAGGGCUCAAGAUGGCCGGGAGCGUCCGCGCAGACGCCGGUUCUGCCACAACAGCACUUCCAGCGGCGGCAGCACCGGCACUGAGCGACGAACUGAGUGCCUGCACCUCCAUGUCGAUGACGACCGCACUCAUUAUAUUACUGGCAUCCAUCGUUGGGACAGCACUCAUCUCAUCGACGGCCACAUGGGUGUUCUUCCGGCGCCGCUACGCCAGGUAUCUGCCGGGAAAGAAGCAGAAGAGAGAAAAGGAGGGAGAACCACCGACUACUCCCGGCUCGCCCCAUUGGGAGACCUGGGCUCGCGGCACACCAAAGGAACCCAACGUACCCGACGGGCAGCCCUCAGCGCCUGCUCAACUAGAACUGGCUGUCCAGAUCACAGCGGCUCCGCAGUCAGGAAGCGAGACGGAUGUCUCGCAAUCCUCCCGCCCAGAGUCGGGUGCGCUUCCGCUGCGCAGGCGACCCGAGUAUGCCAGUGGGCUGUCGAGCACUUUCAUGUUCCCUCGGCGCGAGACCGGGGUCACAGUGACAAUCAUGAGCGACGCCAUUACAAAGAAGAAGAGCGAGCGGAGGAGAAAACUCCAGCGCCGGGAAUCACCUGAGAUGACGACAACGACCGCCACGAUGACCAAGACGAAGACGACGACAGAUCCUGCUCCAGAGGAGGCUUCAGAGGCUCCAGAGGCUCCGGCAACUGCUCCGCAGACUCCGGGCAUGCCGUCACCCGCCGCCACAGAGAACGCCCUAGAUAUUGGUUCCACGGAAAGAUUGGUUCUCAUGCCCGACGAACCGCAGCAGCCCGCCCGCACACGACCGUCACAAUCCCGACGAGCACAGAGAGGGAGGGACCGUGCCGCCUCGGGCUCUGCCAGCUCCAGUCAACCUCCUCCUCAGGCGAAAUCGGCCAUCGAGGCCCUGCGGGAGCGCCUGCAAGCUUCCCACGCCGCGGCCGCUGCUGCCGCUGCUGCGACCACAAGCUCCGAGAGCCGUACGGAACCGCCAGUUUCGAUCAGUCGGGCGCCCAGCAUUCCAAAGCGGUCAUCCAUGCGUGCGAGCACCGUCCCGCCGCCAGCAAAGGAAGCAACUGCUAGGACAGCGUCACCUGACGACGAACCCUCCGGGUUCCCUGAGAAUAGCAUCCACAUUCGCAGCCGGCAACAGCCCUUUGCGUCCCUCAUCCAGCCACAGCCACAGCCUCGACAGCCGCCGCCAGUCUUACAACGGCCCCAGCAGCGGGAACAGUCGCAAGAUCCAGAAAGGCCAGUGACUCGCGACAAUGACGAAGAUGAGCCCCAACGUCGGCCAUCCACCUCUGACACCAUGCGCAGCCUGGAGCGGACGGGCUCCAAGCGGACGCCGCGACGUGCUCGCAAGGGCACGCUGGUCAUGUUCCCCAAGAUCCAAGACGGACCGCCCGCGUCUAUCGCGGCGGGACUCUCCAUCUCUCUUCCGAGCGGUGGGGUGGGAAAGACGGAUCCCACAGCGCCGCAGUCCCUUGAACCAUCCGAGCAGCAGCAGGAGCAGGAGCAACAGCAGCAACAACAACAACAACAAGAAGGACAAGAACAAGAACAAGAAGGCCUUGACCAGCGUGGCAGGCAAGACGACGGCCGCGAGGACGCCGUACUGCCUCCACGCAGGUCUUACGGCCCCAACUGGCCGUUCAAGCCAGCGUAGCAUAGCAUGGGUAGAUAGCACAGCGUAAUUUCGUGUAAUCUCUAAAUAAUGAUGAUGACGAAGUUUUUUCUCUUUAUACCACAAUAAACAAGAUCACAGCCGCGU